This is a messenger RNA of Sesamum indicum (sesame), 835 nucleotides long. Its product is annotated as allene oxide cyclase, chloroplastic. Gene Ontology annotation, biological process: jasmonic acid biosynthetic process. The record is from RefSeq and is a predicted model, not a curated record. Gene Ontology annotation, molecular function: allene-oxide cyclase activity. Lineage: Eukaryota; Viridiplantae; Streptophyta; Magnoliopsida; Lamiales; Pedaliaceae.
UACAUCAUUUACAUAAAUUCCAACACAUCUUUGUGUAUAUAUGCAUAGUCGCAUCAUUCACCCCCAAGUACAACUCCCGUAAGCACGCACCUUCUCUUCUAGUCCGCAUUAAUGGCUUGUACCAACACCCUGAAAGUGAAAGCAAUUACUUACAAGAGUAGCGUAGCAGCUUCUGCUUUCCAAUCAAAGGGAAAGGGAGUGCUGGCUCUUGAUUUUUCGGCUUCUCUCUUGACAAAAGAUUUCAAGAUUUCCACUACUAAUUAUCCCAAAAAUUCCAACACCUCAAGAUUCUCCAGAGGUCUCAGCACACAAGCAUUUUUCUGGAGAAAACCAAGAUCAGAUGAUCAGUCUUCAAGACCAACUAAGGUUCAAGAACUAUACGUGUACGAGAUGAACGAGCGAGACCGUGGCAGCCCCGCAUACCUUAAACUAAGCCAGAAAGAGGGGAAAUUCCUGGGAGACCUGGUGCCCUUCUCCAACAAGCUCUACUCCGGCGACCUGCAAAAACGACUAGGAAUAACGGCGGGUUUGUGUAUGUUAAUCCAAAACUUCCCGGAGAAGGGAGACAGAUAUGAGGCCGUGUACAGUUUCUAUUUUGGAGAUUACGGCCAUGUAACUGUGCAGGGCGCGUAUCUGACAUACGAGGACACGUACCUGGCCGUGACAGGCGGCUCAGGUGUGUUUGAGGGUGUCUAUGGACAAGUUAAACUGCAGCAGAUUGUAUUUCCGUUUAAGCUCUUCUACACGUUUUAUUUGAAGGGGAUCAAGGAUUUGCCGGCCGAGCUUGUGGUUAAGCCGGUGGCCCCCACUCCGGCGGUCGAGCCCUCAGCGGCUG